Molecule: messenger RNA, 1560 nt
Organism: Alligator mississippiensis (American alligator)
Lineage: Eukaryota; Metazoa; Chordata; Crocodylia; Alligatoridae
Gene: SMIM28
Product: small integral membrane protein 28
Exons: 2
Coding region: 182-739 (185 amino acids)
Source: RefSeq, a predicted model, not a curated record
UCUAUUUAGUUUGUUGCUGUUCCCUCCCCUUUCCCACCACCGGCACACAUACAUUUUCCCCUCCUCAGCGCUGGAAAUAGGAAAGAAUUUAUAAAAUGCUCAUUAGCUGAAAGCAGCCCGGCUGGGUCAAAACUAAGUGGGGGCACUGCUUCCAACUGCACAGCAAGGUGGAAGGAUUAAGAUGGAGUACCAGGUUAAUGAAAGCAUGAGGUGGCUCUUAGGCAGCAGCUGGAGAAAAUACGGACACGCGGACAGGGGAAAUUACAACUGGUUAACCAGCGAACCAGGUGUGACACUUCUGGAGACACAACUGCAGAGCAGACGUCAAAUAAGCUCAACCAAAGAUGACAUAGAGCCAUUCUUAUGCAUCAUUCUGCCUGCCACCAUGAUGCUCUUCCUGGCAUUCCUGCUGCUUUUUCUAUACCGCCGGUGCCAGCGACCCAGCCCCCAGAGGCAGAUCUUCAGUAUUGACCUCCCAGAGCCCUUGCCCGAGCGUGACGUGUCAGAUUUCCUUUCAGUGCUUCCCUGGAACAAUGAGCAGAACUUCCAUUACUCCACCCUGCUCCCAGAAGCCUCUUCCCUCACGCUGUGCUUGCCUCCAUCAUAUGAGGAGGCUACCAUGAAAACCUCUAUAGGAGAGGCUCGGAGUGACCACUCUCAGGAUCCGGUGCCUCCUUACGAAGAGAGCAUGCACUGUUCAAAUAGUACAGCAACUCUACAAGAAAACACCCAUGGAUGAAGCUUACAACCCACUAAAGGCACAAAUGUGGGAUGGUUGGUAAUUUGGCAAGAGAGUUUCCAAACGAACAAACACCACCAGAAAUUAGAGGACAAUGAUGCUUGGGUUGAUACGGCAUUACUUUCAUCAAAACAUUUCAAGAUGCAACAUAUCUAUCCUCCAUUCAUAGCAGCAACCACAUAAUAGAACACCAAGUUGAUACAGGCUGGUAAAAUAUCUGGAUAUAAACUAAAUGAUGUACCUCAAAAACGGAACUAAACUGAAGGACAUUCACUUGGGUUAAAGAGUCAAGUCUGGGACACGAGGUUUGUCAGACAGGCCAAAUGUGCUAUAUAUUUGCCAACUGAAGAAAGGGCUUUUAUUGCAUAAAUGUAUUUCAUUCUGUGCUUUUUUCUUCUUUUUAAUGGAAUUGCUGGUCUUUCCAUUAAUGUAAUUUGGAUGUGUAUUAACAUAAAUACAGCAUUCUGCAAGUGCUCUAGCAAUGGUUGUAGCUCUCAGGAAAGUAAACAAGAAGCAAGACCUAUAAAGUAUCAGUAAAUCAAUCACCACGAGCCUCAAGAGCUGGCCAGAAGUUGAAGUCUGGCUUUCAUUGCAACAAUACCAGAGUUUAUGUAACAAGCACAAGAGGCUACAGAAAACUCAGCUAUUCUGAGUUAAGAAAAAAAGUCAGGCAUCAAUAUAACUAGAGACACAGCAGGAUAUUCAUGCAACUGCCACUCUAAGUUGUAUGGGACUUACGGUUAUACUUUGCUGUCUUAUUUAAAAUUUAAGAAUAUUAAACCUUGUAAUCUUCAGUGCUGACAUGAGAUGCAGCACAUAGA